Messenger RNA from Vicia villosa (hairy vetch), 462 nucleotides. RefSeq lists its product as uncharacterized. The record is from RefSeq and is a predicted model, not a curated record. Lineage: Eukaryota; Viridiplantae; Streptophyta; Magnoliopsida; Fabales; Fabaceae. The transcript is spliced from 2 exons. Bases 1 to 462 code for a protein of 153 amino acids.
AUGGCUGGAAGAAACGAUGCCGCUAUUGCUGCUGCUUUGGAAGCUUUGGCUCAGGCUGUGCAGCAACAGCCUAUCGCUGGUGGAAAUGAUGGAUCUCGUGUGUUAGAGACUUUCCAGAGGAACCACCCACCUACGUUUCGAGGAAAGCAUGACCUUGAAGGAGCACAAGAGAAGUUCCUAGUGAAGUACUACCCGGAAGAUGUCCGCGGCAAGAAAGAGAUUGAGUAUCUAGAACUGAAACAGGGAGAAAUAUCAGUGACUGAGUAUGCUGCCAAGUUUGUGGAAUUGGAAAACUACUAUCCUCAUUACACCAAGGAGACUGCUGAGUUUUCGAAGUGUGUCAAGUUCGAAAACAGGUUACGUUCAGAAAUCAAGAAGGCAAUCAGCUAUCAGCGAAUCUGUAAGUUUCCGGACUUGGUGAAUUGUUGCAAAAUUUAUGAGGAAGAUAGUAAGGCUCACUAA